Lactuca saligna is the source of this 1405-nucleotide messenger RNA. The record is from the annotation of a GenBank genome assembly. NCBI's taxonomy places the organism in Eukaryota, Viridiplantae, Streptophyta, Magnoliopsida, Asterales, Asteraceae.
GGAGACAAAGGAGAAGCAACAUACAAAAGUAAUUGGAACAUUCGGAUAUUUAGCUCCAGAGUAUGCUGAAAGUGGGGGAGGUGACUGAAAAGGCUGAUGUAUAUUCCUUCGGUGUAGUACUCUUGGAGCUUGUUUCUGGGCGAAAAACAGUGGAUAUUAACCGGACUAAGGGCCAACAAUGCCUCACAAAAUGGGUCACCCGUGUAUACAAGGAGAAGGAACAUACUGAAGUUGAGUUUAUCAUAAUAAUUUUAUUCCCUUUUGAUUUAAUAUUGAACCUAUCCCUAUAUAUAGAUGAUGGUGUUGGGAAAGAAAUAACAACUCAAAUCACAAGUGCCUCGAAGACAAACAAAACAUUCUAUACGGAUUCUAACAGGAAAAACUUCAUUAAAAGGGUUCGUGUUUUCAGAACAGAUUGGGAGCUGCAAAUGAAUGAACCAGUUGCUGGAAAUUAUUACCCAGAGGGGAUUGAAAUUCCUCUCCAGUCUCAUGGAAGACAAUUGAAGAGAUAGGGGCCUAUUUAGUCUCGCCAGCAAUGGGAGCUCAUUUUGUUAUGUAUAUUGCAAAGAUGCAAGAAAGUUCAAAAUCAGGGCUACCUCCUAAACAUGUUGAGAGGUUUGUAUUUUUUGUUCAAGGUUUGGUGAUUCUCACUAAUGUUUCAGGAAUUUGCCAAACACUAAUGGUAGACUCGUUUGCUUACCUACCUCCUAACUCAAAGCAUCACUUUAGGAGUUAUGAAUCUUCUACACUUGUUGUAUUUGAAAGAAGGUAUGCUUACCUAGAAGAUCAUAUUCCCAAGCCAAUUGUUGGCUCCACCAAUCAGCAACCACUUCUUGAUACCCCUGGAGAGGUAUUCCAACUGAGGAAGCUUCUUCCUACAUCUCUGCCUUACGACUUCAACAUUCAUAUCAUGGACUUCCAACCUGGCGAAUUUCUUAAUGUAAAAGAAGUCCAUUUUAAUCAUCAUGGUUUGUUACUUCUAUAAGGACAAGGCAUUUAUCGUCUGGGUGAUCACUGUUACCUUUAGGUUUACCAAUCCAACCUACAUUUCACAUUCCCUAGUAACUGAUUCACUAGGAUCCAUCAAAGGCUCUAUCUUUCAGCUGAAGAGAACUAUCCCGUUUGAUUACUGAUAAAUUGAUGGUCAUUCAUAUUUGUAUGUAUUUCUUUAUCUAUCCCCUCAAAAUGAAAUUGUAUCUCAAUUAUUACAGUUUCAAACUGAGAAGAAGCAUUCAGAUUGUCUAGAUGUCUUAAGCGAGACACACAACAGAGCCUCAGAUCAGAAGAUCCAGAUUGGUGCUGAUCCAGGGAAGCAUAAGGUAUCAAAACAAACAACCACAGUGUUAGAAGAAUCAAAAGAUGUGACUAACGAGCAACAAGAAUCUUCCCUUAAAAAACAGAAAAG